Rotaria sordida is the source of this 282-nucleotide messenger RNA. The record is from the annotation of a GenBank genome assembly. NCBI's taxonomy places the organism in Eukaryota, Metazoa, Rotifera, Eurotatoria, Philodinida, Philodinidae.
AUGGCAAAAGAUAAAUCAACUUUUGGUAAACAACUUGCACAUUUUUUAUCAAAAAUGUUUUGGCAUUUGAAUCAACCAGUGGUACCAACGUACAACUUUCCUAAUCAAAAGCAUUCAACAUCAUCAUCAAAAACAUCAAUCAAAAACAAAGUUUCAGCCAAAUCUUCAUACAAAAUUUCACCAAUUAAUGGACAUUACAUACACAGUCAAUGUUCUUCACGACAACGAACCCCUUCAAUACGGCCACGAGUUGCAACAUUAUCAUCAAUUCAAGAAGAAUAG